Molecule: messenger RNA, 4857 nt
Organism: Corythoichthys intestinalis (scribbled pipefish)
Lineage: Eukaryota; Metazoa; Chordata; Actinopteri; Syngnathiformes; Syngnathidae
Gene: tdrd7b
Product: tudor domain containing 7 b
Exons: 20
Coding region: 565-3846 (1093 amino acids)
Source: RefSeq, a predicted model, not a curated record
UUUCGAUUCUGCGAUAGCUGGUAUUUUAAAGCUAGUCAAGUUAAAUGCUAACUUCCGGUUUUCACUUGCAAAUUAAAAGUUACGUUGCCUGACAACAAGCUGGAAUUUCGAAACAUUCUCGGGUUUUAUUUUGAUAAAACAUGGCUUAUAUUCCGGUUUGGUGAAUUCUCACUUUACUGUUUGUGUUAGGAGGAUUGUAAAUUUCAAGUACAGUAUUUAAACGUCCUCGUAGUCAAUGUCAACAAUGUAAUCUAAUCGCAGGUAUUCGCAACUAAUUUUUUUUCCCUCGCACAAACUAAACAAAGCAAAACCGAGGAAAACUCAUCCUAGUAGUUGAGUGUCGAAUGAAGGGCGUGGAGCAGAAGUGUGACACGUUACGUCAUUUUUAAGUUUCUUUUCUCGGGAAAACGAUGAGAGUGCCUCACUUUGACUGACAACCAUUGUUUGUCGUGGCUUGAAAUUUCUUUUAAAGAUAUAAACGCAUUUCAUUGACGGCAAUAGACGUCCAAUCCUAAUACUCUGACUCCCAGUCAGGCCCGUCGACAGGGGGAGGAUAACCAGACGAUGUCUGACACCGAGCUGGUCAAGAAAAUGCUGAGGGUCAUCCUCCAAGCCAAUAAGGGUGGAAUUUCGCUGUCCCGUCUGGAGUCUGAGUACAAGGAGCUGACGGGUGAACAGAUUCCACAUAAGCAGAUGGGACACAACCAUCUGGACGCUCUGCUGGCCAGCAUUCCCUCUGUUGUCCGCGUGGAACGCAGCCGCUCUGGAGAGGCGGUGUAUUUGGCAUCUGUGGACAAAGACACGGCCCAUGUUGCCAAGGUGACGGCUCGACAGCGGGGCUCCAAGAAGACUGGGCGACCCCACCUGGUGAACACCCAGAUGAGGGUCAAACCAACGGCCCUGCUUGUCCUCAAUGCAGCAAAACCUCAAACGUCUCUGAGGCAGCCGAAUCACCGCGGACGAGGCGGGGCGAGAGGAGGUGGCGGCCGAGUUACCGGACAUGGCGAUUUCAGACAUACCGAGGGCAGGACGGGGUCGCAACAGUUGAAGAUCUCCAACCAGAACAUACCCAGCAGGUCAGAAAAGAGGAUGAUGCUCCCAUCCCGCUUUCAAAAGGAGGUACAAGCUCACCUUUCCAAGAAUUCACAACAGACUAGUCCAUCUUCGCAUUUCACCGAGAGUUUGGACUCUGGCAAAGGCAAAGUCUACAAUCCUCAGCAAGUCCAAAACUGCAUUCGAGAUAUCCUGUCCCAAUACAGCAAUGGCUUCUGGGUGUCCAAAUUGCCGCAGAUCUACAAAGAGCUUUAUAAACAAGACUUGCCAAGCGAGGCCAUCCGAGACCUGGAGACCUGGAAACACAUAUGCACUGUAGAGAGAACAUGCAGCAGUAACCCAUCUGAGCUGCUUCUCUACCCUGCCAAGGAGCCAAAGAGUACCACACCAGACAAACCGCCGCAGUCCCCUGUCACCCAGAGACUUCCACUGAAACGUUCCGACACACAUCCUUCGACGUCACCCAGUCCACCGUCCUCGCCGACUUCCCUCAGCCCAGAACUGAAGUCGAAGCUGGAGGAACUCCUGCUAAAGUACUCCAGCGGACUUUGGGCUCACGCCCUGCCGAAGCUAUUCCAGGACACCUAUAAAACUAAACUGCCAGGAUACGUCCUCGAUAACCUUCACCUUCUGUCCGACAUCUGUACCAUCGACUACCCUAUGCCGGACAACCCCAAGAAGGCUAUUAUGUACAGGAGGAGCAGCAGCAGUGGCGGUGCGGGAGGAGAAGACGAGGACUCUAACAGGAGAAGCUCGUUGGCCAGCGAGGAGGAGCAGAGACCGAAGCAAGAACCAGAGAAGACUCUCUGCAAUCGCUCCAUACCUACGCUGCACAUACCAAAAGAGGAGUAUCCCUCAGUCUUGGUGGUUGAAGCCACCAACACCAACGAAGUCGUUUUGAGGUACAUAGGUGAGAGUUACUCCCAGGCGCAGGAGCGCAUGGAAGAUGAAAUGAGGGAAUUUUACAACCAGGACAAGCAGAAGUCGAGUCCUUGCUCAUCUCCGUUCUCGGGUCAACUGGUGGCUGUCAAGACUGAGGAGGAGGAGGUUCUGAGAGCUCAGGUGUGCGAGCUCAUGGCGGAUAAAGUUAAGGUGCACUUUGUGGAUCAUGGCUUCUCAGAAGUCAUCAGCAAAGGGAAAAUAUUCGAGCUGCAUGAGAAGUUCUUCGCACUGCCUUUCCAAGCCACCAAGGGCAAACUCGCAGGCCUGGAGCCCUUUUGCCAAGAGGCGGCUGUGCUGAAGACAUUUGAAGCCAUGGCAAGCGGCCGCAUCCUUUUGGCAGAAAUCCUGCAGAGAGCGCAGACCCCUUUGGUGGUGUUGUAUGACACGUCGCAGGAUGAUGAUGUCAACAUCAACGCCGCCUGCAUGAAAGCUCUGCAGGACAAGACUCUGACCAGUCCCUUACAGGUGAACAGUGCUUACAUGAACGUGACUGUCACCAGCGUCUGCUCUGACGGGACCAUCUACUGUCAACUACCCUCCAGAGGUCUCGCCAAACUCUGUGAGGUCCUCGAGAAUGUCGAGACUUACUUCCACUCGCAGGUCACGUCAGAGUUCUUGGUGUCUCGACCGUUCUGCGGCAAAGGUUGCUUGGCUCGGUACAAAGGCAAAUGGUCCCGUGUUGAAAUAACAAACCUGCACGGCAGCAGAGUGUUGGAUAUCCUCUUCCUCGACGUGGGAGUCCAAGCUUCCGUGGAGGUGUUUGAGCUAAGGGAGAUCCCACAGAAGUUCCUCCGGGACUUUAUGGCUAUCCCGCCACAGGCUAUCAAAUGUUGUCUGGCGGACCUGUCCGUUAGCAUCGGGUCGUGGACUCCUGAUACUGUCCAGUGGCUUCGGGAGAAAGUUCUCAACACCACAGGCUGCAGCAUGAAGGUGGCCAAAGUGGACAAAAGCAAUCAGUGUGUCUACGUUCACCUCUUCACUGAUAAGAACUUCCACGACCCCGCCUGUAGUCUCAACCAUCAAAUGGCUCGAUCUGACCUGUUCAAACAGCAACCUGAUGUCUACUUGACGAGCCAUAGUCCCGUCAAGAUCUCCACAGUCAGCAGUGGUGGCAUUACCAACGGCAGUCCAAUGUCUACUUCGGUCGCAACCAAGCCUCACCUGAGAAGGGUACCGUCUGCACCCAAGGGGAGCAGUCACACAACAAGCAGCAGCCUAUCCGGAGCUCAGCCGGUCCCUUCAUCUUCUCUCCAACUACCACCCCUGCUUGAACUGCCCCCUGCAGGUAACAACAUGGACGUUUACGUACCGGUGGCGUGCCAUCCAGGCCACUUUGUGCUCCAACCUUGGAGGGAUAUGUACAAACUGGUGGUGCUGAUGGGCGAAAUGAUUCUGUUUUACAACCAAACCGAUGAAACGCCUCCGAAUGUGCAGAAGAAUCAGAUAUACGCCGCUAAGGUGGAGAACAACUGGUAUCGCGUUUUAGUGAAGGGGGUUCUCAGCAAUGGGCUGGUGUCCGUUUACCAGUUGGACUACGGUAAGCACGAGCUGGUUAGUUGCACACAGCUGAGAUCUCUAAACAAGGAAUUCAGACAGCUCCCCUUCCAGGGAGUCACCGCUCAGCUGGCUGGCGUGAAGACGAAGCAGUGGUCCGAGGAAGCGUCCAUUGUCUUCAGGAACCACGUGGAGAAGAAGCCUCUUGUAGCCCAGCUGGAGGCCGUGCAGGAAGCUGCCAACCCUUGGGAAAGGAAGUUGACGGUCUUCUUGGUUGACACAUCCCAACAAGAUAGCGACAUCUGGGUGCACGACAUCAUGGCCGAGUUUGCCGACGAACUCACCGGCGACGUGUAGCGCUAGUUUAGUCUCUAAAGAGUAUAUCCAUUGAUGAAUAUUUCCUGGGACUGAAAGUAGAAUGGAAGCAACUGACACUUGACCAAAUGUGAUUUCAGUGACUGCUGUGUUCUAUUUGCAAGGUAGCAUGAAGAUCAUUGAAGUUGAUGAACGUAUUCAAGGCAUCCAUUCAUUCCCUUGUUCUCACUUGCUACGCAUUUAACGUUCAAGCAAAGCUCUGAGCUGGACUUUAAACUAAUUUAUUACUGAAUGGAAUCUGUUAUAUUUAACAAUGAGACAAAAAGCUGUGGAAUAAAGCGGUAAAUUCAUUCUUGAGUAGCGGUGUGACAAUCGGGGGCGCUGACAGCAAGGGGUUCUGAGGAUCUUAUUUUGAAUGAAUGAAUGAAAUAUUUACUGUCAUCAUCAUCGGUAUCAUUGACAAUCAUUGACAAUUACAAAAUGUGAUAUCAUUCGCCCGAAGGAACCGAAGAAGGAGACAAAGGCAGACGGGAGGAAGCAUAUGCUUAUCAGUUUCCCGUCCCCCAUACAACUAAAGACGCACAUUCAGACAAGGUACAUACAUCAGAUGGCCACAAACUACAAUAACACAAUCAACAAUCUGGAUUUACAAUGACUCAGCGUCCAGUCAGGCAGCUCGAUUAAUUUCAGGUCGUACAAUUUCAUAUCCCUGACAUUUUUGCCUCUGUUUGCUGUGGGAACAUUUUGUUGUGGCUAUGUGUGUGGCAAAAGUGAUUAUGUGUUAUCACAGCUGGUGUGAGUAGCGACUCAAAAUGCUUUUCUUAUAAGUCCUUAAAAAGAUACAUUCCUAAAGUGUACAUGGUGGCAACAAUUGGCGCACACAAAGAUCACUGUAACAGUUUCAUCAGACAUGAAUGUAUGAGGAAAAUCAAACAACAUGUUGUACAUAUUUUAUCCCAAGAUUAAUGUCUCCACAACAAAAAACGUGCUUAUUAUUGGUUUUAUACAGUAUCUUUUCCAUAUUUCUCGUUUUCAGCGCGAAUUAACUGGAGC